AUGAAUAGAAGAAAAACAGUCGCAAAGGAAGCAGUAGUGGAUGUUGAAGAUCAAAUCAACUAGAAAGAAUAGAUGUUUGCAGUAUUGGUUUUAAGUUAUGAUCAGCCUGUCAUCUAAGUAUACAGAGAUAAUCUCAAUCUAACAGAUAUAUAAGUAGAUUCCAUUACCAGUAUCAUGUAAAAUAUAGAGAUCUUUAAAACUUGGUGUCCAGAAUCAAGUACAUUGUUUGAGUUCACUCGUUUAAUUUGUUAAAAUCUAUAGUAUGAAAGGAUUCAAAAAGAGAAUGCAGUAUUUCAUAUAGGUUAACAUUUACCUCUAUUUCAAGGUGAACAAGGAGACAAGUUCUACAUAAUCCUCACUGGAAGAGCAGGUGUAUACAUUCGUAGACAACAACAAUAAAUAGAAGCUGAAGAAAGUGCUAUGAUUCCAAAAAUCGAAAAAAUUCUUGAAAGACUGCAAAUUAAAACAAUUGAGGAAAUUGAAUAAGAUCAAAAAUUGUCCUUUUAUGAAAAACUUAUCAAAAAAUAAUCGAAACCAGUAAAGCAGAUAGAAGCAGAACUGUUAUUGUUAUAUGUUGGUAAUUUUGAUAUGUAUUUUACUAUUAAUGGAAUAUGUAAAUUCUAGUAAUUGUCACAAGUACAUUCUGGUCUCUAUUUUGGAGACAUGGCUUUGACAACUGAUAAACCUAGAGCAGCUAGCAUUAUUGCUGUAACCGAUGUCUAAGCCUUAUCACUUAAUAAAGCCAAUUUCAAAGUAUAAAUUAGUAUCUUAAAUAUUUAAAGAAAAUCUUUGAGAAGUAGAUCAAAACACAAUAAGAAAAAAUAGAUUAUUUUCUUAAAAUGUUUCCAACUAUGACGAAAUUCAAAAUGAGUAAACUGAUUAUGUAUUUCACUUAAUACAAAUAUCCAGUCAAUUAUACAAUCUGGAAAUAAAAUGAUAUUGUAGAUGGAUUUUUCCUCUUAAAGGAUGGAGAAAUCUAACUUUAAUAGACCGUUGAUUUUAAUCCACUUCUUAAAUCUGAAUAGAAUCAAAUUAUUUUGUCCCCUAAAAAAGAGAAAUCCAAUCAGAAAGAACUUCUUACAGUAUAAUUUUUAUUCAAUAUGUAGAUAGCUCAUCUUACAGGUGGAUGUUUUGUUGGUGAAACUGACAUUUAUUUGUAAAAUGAAAGAAGAGAUUACACUGUCAAAACCAUAACCCAGUGCAAUGUAUUUGUUUUACAAUUAGAUAAUUAUGCAAUUGUCAAGAAAUCUUUUCCUGAAUUUAUUAUACCUCUCUAAUCUCUUCAACAAAAAAACAUAGCUUUAUAUCGAAAAAGAUUAGCUGAUAUUGUUUAAACUAAAAUAUCUAAUACUAAUCUUAAUAAAAAAGAGGAAGUUAAAAAUAUUGAAAGAAGAUACAUCAAUGAAAUUGAAAUCAAAUAAAAAACAUAGAAUUCAGUCUAAGAACAAUCCUCGCCUAUUCUCAGAUCGACUUUAUAACCAAAAAUGACUAAAUAAUAAAUGGUUGAACAAAAUUUAUCAAUUGCAGAUUAACAUACAAAGUCUGAUAUAGCAACUGGUAAGAAUGAAGAAUUUAAUAUGCUAAAAAUGGCUGGAGAAAAUUUUUAAAAAUGUUUGAUUAUCCGAGUUGAAAAAUAAUUCGAAUAAUUUUAGCCGACCAAACCCAAGUAAUUAUUUUAAAUUUAUGUUAAGAAGCAAGACUCCUUAUUUUAGUAAACAUCAAAAGGAUAUUAAAGAUCUACUUGAAUAAAUUAGAAGACAUUAAUUACCUUCAGUUUAAUUAAAAGAACCAAUAGUAUUUAAUUAAUAACAAGAAGAAGAUUUAUAAAACAAUAAUCUGCCAUUCCUAACCAUGACUAAACAAUAACUAAGAAUAAUUAAUCCUUUAAUUUAAUAAAAAGUUGAAAUACUCAAAUAAUGUCUAAGUCGUUAAUCUCAUACAUCUAUUUCGAAAUCUAAAUCUUUAUGUUAAACAGCAGAUCAAUUUUAUAAAGCCAAGGCAUAACAAGGAUUUAUACUCUGUGAUACUCUCUUUCCUUACAAGCCGGUUCAUAGUACUAAAAAUAGUAAUAAUUAACAUUAUAGUAAUUUUAAAGUUGUCUAGAGAAAUAAGACAACACAAUAAAGUCAAAUAUAAAAAAGAUCAUGUCAAGACAUAACAGACACUAAUUUUUUUAGUUCUUAGCCUACAGUCUAAUUCACAUGA
Molecule: messenger RNA, 2205 nt
Organism: Paramecium octaurelia
Lineage: Eukaryota; Ciliophora; Oligohymenophorea; Peniculida; Parameciidae
Source: the annotation of a GenBank genome assembly